CAUCAUUACGUCUGUACAACUAGCCUAUGUGCAAGGCAAGCAUGCCCAGCAGCAGCCUAUAACGAUAAAGCUCGCAGCCUUUCAUCUCUCUCCUCAUCCUCCUCGAACCUGGAAUAAUAGCGAUGGAUCCGACUCCCAGCUAUGAUCCGUUUGGUGAAGACGGAAACGGAGACACACUUGCAACAUUUACUUCUUCGGCUUUGGACGCUAUAGCGACUGCUAUCAACAGUACAUGGGAUCAAUGGGGCGAUGGAGAGCCAUGGGAUACAGGAGAUCAGAUACCUGGAGAUAGUGGGACCAUCAUAGAUCCGUUAGCGGGUCAAGUAACGAACGAGGGGAGCUAUGUCCUCAAUACGCUACUUGGCCUGGUCAUUGUGCUGAUAGCGUCUGUCCUUAAUGCUUUUGGAUUAAACUUAACGAAGUUGGAUCAUAUGCGUCAGCAGGCCAUUCCGAGGAGAGAGCGCAAGAAGGAUUAUCUGAGAUUGUUGUGGCUGGCAGGAAUGGGAACGUAUAUAAUAUCUCAGCUCGUCGGCUCCCCUCUCGCUCUCCGUUAUCUACGCCCAGAUUGGGUCGCACCGCUAGGUUCUUCCUCCCUCAUAUUCAAUUUCCUUUUCGCCAACUGGCUAGUUGGGACCCCCGUCACCGCUACAGACAUCCGUGGAACCGUUGUCAUUGUCCUCGGCGUCAUCCUCAUCAUGAUCUUCUCCUCCAUCAACCAUGGACUCUCGCAAACAAUCGACAUUGAGACACUCAACGAUCUAUGGACAAGAGCAGCCUGGUUAUCCUACUUCGCACUACUCAUCGCCUUCACAGCCCUGACGUAUCUCGUGUCCCAUUUCCUAGCCUCAUUGCUCGCUUCUCGAGCGUCCUUCUCUCCGCUUCCUUCACCCACGACGGAGUUGCCAGUCACAUCAAGAGCGAAGCCUCAGAAUGCGUUCAAGAACGUAUUCCUGCGUCUUUUCCACAGCUGGAACGCCAUAGAGACCAGUGCGAUCAAAAGAUUAGAGAUAAUCUUUCAGCGGACCGACGAUGCAAGGAUAACGUGGCUUCAGGGAAUAGGCUGGGCUGUCGCUGGAGGCAGUCUGGCGGGCAUGUGCUUGGUUUUUACAAAGGUGACAGUGAAGACGUUUUCUUUGCCCGGACAUCCACUUGUCCACCCCUCCGCCCUGAUCACCUUGUUAUUGGUGAUCAUCUCCGCGAUCCUGCAGAUAGUCUGCCUCAAUAGAGCACUGGUCUGCGCCGACACAGUCGUCGUGGUACCGCUCUUUUAUGCGGGAUAUACGGUCUUCGGGUUCAUCAACGCUCUGGUCUUUUUCGAUCAAGCCAGGCAGUACGCCAGAUGGGUCCUUGGCGCCGUCUUUGUCUCAAUAGCCAUUCUGAUCACCGGCGUUGUUCUCCUCUCAUUGAAAUCCUCUGCUAAAGCCGCAACGGAUCCAUACACCGUCUCGACCGAGCCGGCGACAUCGAUCCGGUUACGGCCUCAGAUGCGGACUGUCUCUGCGACAAGCCACAAGUCAACGCCGUCAAAAGGCGAGGAAGACGACAUUGACGGGCUUGGUGAGCAUGUCUCGGCAAAGCGAGACGACGUGCUGUGGGAAGCCGGUAGUGUCAGUGAUGGGUCAGACAACGAGGAUCAAGAGAAGGAACGAAGGGGAUUGGGCGGUGGUGGCCACCGCGGCGAAAGACGAGGGCUGCUGGAUGAAGAAGGGGAAGAUGGCGACCUGGACUCGCCUACCAAACCGAAAGGAAAGCCACAGGCCUCCGCGUCAGGGGCGGCGCGCUGAGUCGAUCUGGCUAGAUAUGAUUAUCACAUGGGCACACAGGCAUGCAUUACGCAAUUUCACGGUA
Molecule: messenger RNA, 1848 nt
Organism: Kockovaella imperatae
Lineage: Eukaryota; Fungi; Basidiomycota; Tremellomycetes; Tremellales; Cuniculitremaceae
Exons: 9
Coding region: 123-1784 (553 amino acids)
Biological process (GO): magnesium ion transport
Cellular component (GO): membrane
Molecular function (GO): magnesium ion transmembrane transporter activity
Source: RefSeq, a predicted model, not a curated record